CAUCCAACGGCCAUGUCCACCUCAUCGAGACACAUAGACACGGAGACCUUGGAUCCUGCUAGAAGAGCCCUUUUCAAUACUUUCGUUGGUCUAACCUCCGAGCGACAUUUCACCAGUCUCUGGCAAACAGAUGUAGAUUUCAACAAACGCGUUCUUGCACCUCAGGCAGAACUUGGUCUACUCAAUGAACACGACGCCCUCAUGAUCGCCCAAACACUGAGUGCUACGACGAGAGCAUCGUACACAAACCUUCCCAACAGUAUUCUUAGUGGUUUAUUGGCCCACUUGUCGUGCAACAUGCUCUCCAAAUGGACGCCGGUAUCACCUCUGAGCAGAUCUCUAGUGGUAUCUCUGUCGACUGUCAGUAGUUACUGGGUACAAGAGACUGUCUUUCCCGCGUUGCUACGUAAAAACCUCGUCUUGAGGGUGGAGAACCCGGAGGGUGUCAAUCAGGCGCUUCACAACAUUAGAUAUGGAGAGGAUAUAUACGCCUCUAGUUCUUUUGUUACAUUCCCUGCAAGGCAGUCUGCGGCCUCUUCAACUGAUCUUCCUCCUCCGAAAUCCACCAACCAAAAUCAUUGGGAGGAGAUACGAAAAACUAACUCAAAUAAAACAUCUCCCUCGACUUGGGAUCAACUCCGCCAGCGGUACGAGAGCCCUGAUACGGAACCCGAUUCAAAUGCACCAGUGCAAAAGGACGACAGUCGUGCUCGAGCGCAAGCCGAAUUUGACGCAGAGAUAGACCGGGAAAGAAACAUGAAAUGA
Marasmius oreades (fairy-ring Marasmius) is the source of this 765-nucleotide messenger RNA. RefSeq lists its product as uncharacterized. The transcript has 3 exons. Bases 13 to 765 code for a protein of 250 amino acids. The record is from RefSeq and is a predicted model, not a curated record. Lineage: Eukaryota; Fungi; Basidiomycota; Agaricomycetes; Agaricales; Marasmiaceae.